This is a messenger RNA of Penicillium chermesinum, 483 nucleotides long. RefSeq names its product cytosine deaminase. Bases 1 to 483 code for a protein of 160 amino acids. Gene Ontology annotation, cellular component: nucleus; cytoplasm. Gene Ontology annotation, molecular function: diaminohydroxyphosphoribosylaminopyrimidine deaminase activity. The record is from RefSeq and is a predicted model, not a curated record. NCBI's taxonomy places the organism in Eukaryota, Fungi, Ascomycota, Eurotiomycetes, Eurotiales, Aspergillaceae. The transcript is spliced from 2 exons.
AUGGAUCAAGAACCCGGGUUCAUCGCUGCUGUCGAAGAGGCCAAACAAGGCGCGGCGGAGGGUGGCGUCCCCAUUGGAGCUGCCCUGGUCUCCAAGGACGGCAAGAUCCUGGGCCGCGGUCACAAUAUGCGCGUGCAGAAGGGGAGCGCUGUGCUACAUGCCGAGAUGUCGGCUCUCGAGGAUUCCGGCCGUCUCCCGGCCUCGGCUUACGAGGGAGCUACGAUGUACACCACUCUGUCCCCAUGUGACAUGUGUACCGGUGCAUGUAUUCUCUAUAAGAUCAAACGCGUGGUCAUUGGCGAGAAUGAGAACUUCGUGGGCGGAGAGGACCUGCUACUCAACAAGGGCAAAGAAGUUGUCGUACUGGAUAAUCAAGAGUGCAAGAACCUCAUGUCCACCUUCAUGAAGGAGAAGCCGGAGCUUUGGUUCGUAAUUCCAGUUGAUUUUCAUUAUUUGAUCGAAACUAACCGAAAUCCCCUGUGA